Molecule: messenger RNA, 1246 nt
Organism: Effrenium voratum
Lineage: Eukaryota; Dinophyceae; Suessiales; Symbiodiniaceae
Source: the annotation of a GenBank genome assembly
AGCCAUUUGCCACCGGCACGUGCCGCUUGAAUUUCUCAACCGCCUCUUUCAACCAUGGCGCCUUUCACCCCGCUGGAGCUCAAGGAUACCAGCAAUUGCCAUUUGGUGGAGAUGAACAGCGACUUCCACUAUGAGGGCUAUCGAUAUUAUUAUUACUAUCCGGCGUAUCUCUACGCCCGGGAGGGCUGAGACUGCUGCUCUCCCGGGCUACUCGCCAGCAUGGCGGCCAGGAAGAAAGACAUGCCAAGGCGCAAAGGCCGUAAGGUGGCGGUCAUGGCUGAGAAGGCAACCCGCAAGCUGACGAGGGCUUGCCUGCAGCUGUGCGAGGCCUUGGCGAAAGCCACGGCGGCACAGCGGCACAGGGUCAUCGCCGGCCUCAGCCAGGGCCUGAGGAAGGAGUUGAUCUCCAUCCGCGAGGCGCAGCAGAAUGUGGAAAGCGCAAGGACGCGGAGCGCCAAGAGGAGGUCGCAGUCGGGCCGGCUUCCUUUUCGGGUGCGCGGCAACGUUUGGUGCGUAAGGACUGCAGCCGGCUGCUAUCAUCGGGUGCGGCUGACUGUCAGCGGAGUGGCAGUCACGUCCGUGCGCCUCACCCGCACGCACGCGCAGCACGGGCUCGCCACGCUGCGCCUGGCGGCGGAAUCGGCGGCGCCGAAAGGUGCCGAAGCCAUCCUUCGCGCCGUGGAUGCAGCAGGUGCUUCCUUUCCCGUGUGCCAGGGCGGCCUGGGCUUGUCCUACCAGGCAGUGCUGGACGCACGGAGCGCGGUGGGCCGACGCCUGCACAGCCCCGCAGUGUCCGUGGAGGAGGCCAUCCUGCUGCAACGUCAGGUGGCCGACAAAGCGGCCAGGGGCCCGCUGGAGAUGGGCCGUGCCUGGUGCGGCUGGGCCCAGGAGCUGCGGCAUCGCAAGGGCCGCUGCUGGCGCUGGUCCCAGCAACAGGCCGAGAGCAUCUUUGCAGAGGUCAAGCAGGACUUGGAGGCCCGGGCGCUGACGGAGCGGCGUGGUAGCCGAUUGGAGACCUGCGCGCAGAGCGCAGAGGAUGCAUUGCAGCAGGUGCUCGCGGUGUCGGACGCCGUCAGCAUUGCCCAGCGCCGCUGGUUGUCGUUGAGUGAGCCAGCGGCGGAGCGUCUCUUGCAGCAGAAGGCUUUGGCCUGCCGCUAGCCUGGCUUGAGGCUUGAGGCCUCAGCUGGCCGACCCAGCGCCGGUCUGCCAGGUUUGAAGGGCGGCGCAGGGCGAAGUUUGAUUGGAG